CCCCCCUUUUGGUGCUACUCACUACCUUCCAUCCUUUAUUUACUUCAUUUAUUCUUUUUUUUUUUUUUUCCAGGACUUGCUCCUGAGGCCAAUAAGUUAGUAAGCAGCUUGAAGACGAUGCCAAUGCUGCAUGAUGAUGCAUAUGCCCAGGAAACAAAACUGUGCAACCUCCAUGAAUUUCCGGAUGACACAUUGGUGCUCCCUGUCUCUAAGCAAAACAAAAGAAUUUUCUACACAAUCCUGGAGCUGUCACCACUACUUGAUUCUUCAAACAUGACACCGGAGGAUUGGGCCAAAAUUGCAAAGAAACUUGAGGAGCACUAUGAAAAGUAUGAUGGCUUUGUGAUCCUCCAUGGCACUGAUACAAUGGCAUACACAGCUUCAGCCUUAUCCUUCAUGUGUGAGAACCUGGGUAAAACAGUUGUUCUGACAGGAUCGCAGGUGCCUAUAUAUGAGUUGCAGAAUGAUGGCCGAGCCAACCUUCUGGGAGCACUGCUUUUUGCUGGGCAGUUCGUGAUUCCCGAGGUGUGCCUGUAUUUUUAUAAUAAACUGUACAGGGGAAAUAGGGUGACUAAGGUGGAUGCUGGGAGUUUCAAUGCCUUUUCCUCACCUAACCUGCCUCCACUUGCAAAUGCUGAGGUUGAUAUUACAAUAAACUGGGAAACAGUAUGGAGAGCCAAUACCAAAAAGAAAUUUCGAGUUCAUACCAAUAUGAACAGGAAUGUUGGGCUUCUGCGAAUAUUCCCAGGAAUAACUGCUGCUGCUGUGAAAGCAUUUCUCCAGCCUCCAAUCGAAGGUAUUGUACUUGAAACUUAUGGAAGUGGCAAUGCCCCAAAUAGCAGAGAAGACUUGCUAGAAGAACUUAAGAGAGCAACUGAACGAAAAGUAGUGAUUCUAAACUGUACCCAGUGCUUGCGAGGGUCUGUUAAAACAGUCUAUGCAACAGGGCAGACUCUCGCUGAUGUUGGAGUAAUUCCUGGAUGUGAUAUGACACCAGAGGCAGCCUUAACUAAACUGUCAUAUGCGCUCAGCAAGAGUGAGCUUAGCUGGGAGGAGAAGAGACAGAUGCUGAGUGAGAAUCUAAGAGGAGAAAUGACUGUUGUACCCACAGGAGCCAAGAUCUCUCUCAGAGAUAGCAAGUUUAUUCAAGUGAUUGCCAGAUCUCUAAGUAUCAGCUGCAAGGAGGAAUUAGAAGCUGUAAGAGAUGCAUUAAUUCCACCUUUGGCUUGUGCUGCAGCUAAACUGGGUGACAUAGACGCACUGAGAGCCAUAGCAGAAAUGGGUGGAAACCUAAGCUGUGAAGACUAUGAUGGCCGAACUCCACUUCAUGUUGCAGCCUCUGAAGGGCAUUUACCAUUAGUUGAGUAUUUGUUAACAUCUGGUGCAACUGUUUACGCUAGAGACAGAUAUGGAUCUACCCCACUGAUGAACGCGAUCAAGUUCAGGCACAUACAGGUGAUCAAUUUAUUAAGAGAAACAGGAGCACAUCUUUCAAGCCAGGACUUGGAGAACACUGGAACAAUACUUUGCAGCCUUGCAGCUAAAGGUGAUGUGGAUGGGCUGUACGCCUGGUACCUGGCUGGUGCAGACCUGGAGCAAACUGGUUAUGAUGGCAAGAACGCCCUACAAGUAGCAAAGGCUACAGGGCAUAAGGAGGUUCUUGACUUCCUCAGACAAAAGCAACAAAAGAAGGAAAGUUUUGCGAACGAGUGAGGCUGGAAUGUAUUGUCCUUACCGCACAAGCUCUGUUUUUAAGACGACCUUUUGAAUCUUCUUUUAUUAAAUCACCGAAGACAGUAUUGCAGGCGUGGCAAAAGGAAAUGCUGUGGUGAACUCGUUCCAAGAGAAAACAGUGGAUUGUACAUUUCUGUGUUUCAACUAAUAAAAUCUCUGUGGAACAA
Messenger RNA from Meleagris gallopavo (turkey), 1901 nucleotides. NCBI's taxonomy places the organism in Eukaryota, Metazoa, Chordata, Aves, Galliformes, Phasianidae. The record is from RefSeq and is a predicted model, not a curated record.